Populus euphratica (Euphrates poplar) is the source of this 1899-nucleotide messenger RNA. Its product is annotated as glyoxylate/hydroxypyruvate reductase HPR3-like. Bases 219 to 1238 code for a protein of 339 amino acids. Gene Ontology annotation, cellular component: cytosol. The record is from RefSeq and is a predicted model, not a curated record. The transcript has 2 exons. NCBI's taxonomy places the organism in Eukaryota, Viridiplantae, Streptophyta, Magnoliopsida, Malpighiales, Salicaceae. Gene Ontology annotation, molecular function: NAD binding; hydroxypyruvate reductase [NAD(P)H] activity; glyoxylate reductase (NADPH) activity.
AAAGAAAAAGGAAAAGUCAUAGCAUAGCGUGGCAUCACGAUUGACAGUGACCAUCAAUGCAUUCUUCACCAUGAUUCAAGAAGAUACCUUUCCUUUGCUUGUCAUCUGCAAGCUAUCUGUUCUGUUUGUUUUGCCAAUUAUUUUAUAGCUUGAAGUACUUUAUAGGGUACCCUCUAUUUAAUUCAAAAAAAAAAAUCAAGAAUUUUCCAUUUCCUUUGAUGGAGGAUCAAGAAGAACAGCAAGAUAACACGAGUGAUCAAAACCACAAACCCCAAGACCUGCCGCAAGUCCUCCUCCUAAAACCACCACCAGUCCUGUCCGUUAUUGGAGAACAAUCUUUUUUAUCAAAAAAAUAUCAAUUAUUGAAAGCAUGGGAAUCCCCUCUCCCUUUACUUCAGUUUCUUAUCGCACAUGCUGACUCUAUCCAAGCCAUUCUCUGCUCGGGUUCCGCUCCAGUCACAGAUGAUUUACUCCAGCUGCUUCCCUCCGUGCGUCUUGUCGUCACUGCCAGCGCUGGUACUAAUCACAUUGAUUUGGAGGCAUGCCACCGUCGUGGAAUCUCUGUAACCAACGCGGGCAAUGUGUUUUCUGACGAUGGCGCGGAUGCGGCAGUGGGGUUGUUGAUUGAUGUGCUAAGAAAGAUUACAGCUUCUGAUCGGUAUGUGAGGCAGGGGCUUUGGGUCAAUAAAGGAGACUACCCUCUGGGUUCUAAGUUGAGAGGCAAGCGAGUGGGUAUUGUCGGAUUGGGAGGCAUUGGCUUGGAAAUUGCUAAAAGGCUAGAGGCUUUUGGCUGCAAUGUUUUAUAUAAUUCAAGAAAGAAAAAGGCACAUCUUUCGUAUCCAUUCUAUGCCGAUGUCCGCCAGCUCGCAGCUAAUAGUGAUGCCCUCAUCAUUUGUUGCGCAUUGACGGACCAAACCCGCCACAUGAUCGAUAAGGAUGUCUUUUCAGCAUUGGGGAAGGAAGGUGUCAUCGUUAACAUUGGACGUGGGGCUAUUGUUGACGAGAAGGAAAUGGUGCGGUGUUUGGUGCAUCGAGAGAUUGCAGGUGCUGGGCUAGAUGUGUUCGAGAACGAGCCUGAUGUUCCAAAAGAGCUCUUUGAAUUGGAUAAUGUUGUUCUAUCCCCUCAUAGAGCUGUCUUUACCCCAGAAUCUUUCAUGGCCCUGUGUGAACUUGUGGUAGGCAAUCUGGAAGCUUUUUUUUCCAACACACCCUUACUUUCACCUGUCAUUGAUGUAUGAUUAAUGCACAUUAUCGGCUUAGCUUUAGCUUCUACAAUCUUAAUAUAAUAGGAGUCCAAAGAGGCCUGUAAUUCUAGUAACAUCAUCAAACCAGUCCUAAAUUGAGAAUGAAUCAUCAUCGUCAAGAAAAUAAUCAUCAAACCUACUCCCAAAAGUCCUAGUCCUUCAACCACGGCUAUUCUUCAAAUUUCUUGACAGCAUGGGACUCACCACUUCCUUUAUACUAUUUCUUGAGCUCUCAGUCCAAGCUAUUCUCUCUCAUGAAGCCUGUCCAGUCAACACCAACAUUAUAAGGCUGUUGCUGUCACUGAGCCUUAUUGUCACCACAAGGGCUGGAUUCAACCAAAUCGACUUGCAAGAGUGUCGUAGGAGAGGGAUAUCUGUAGCUUAUGCUGGAAGCCUGUUUUCUGAAGAUAAUGCUGAUAUAGCAGUGGGGCUGUUGAUUGAUGUGCCGAGAAAGAUAUUGACUGGUAAUCGGUCUGUACCACAAGGGUUGUGGGAUAACAAAGGAUCUUUUCCUCUAUGCUCUAAGGGAAGGAUUUGAACUAUGUAUUAAUAUCCUGUUUCUAUGUAUUAAUCCAUAUAACAACCGGAUUAUUGAUAUCCUGUUUCUAUGUAUUAAUCUAAAUAUCAACUGGAUUAUCGAUAUCCUGUUUCCAUG